Arvicola amphibius (Eurasian water vole) is the source of this 1280-nucleotide messenger RNA. It is a transcript of the gene Lhx8, whose product is annotated as LIM homeobox 8. Gene Ontology annotation, cellular component: nucleus. Gene Ontology annotation, molecular function: DNA-binding transcription factor activity, RNA polymerase II-specific; RNA polymerase II transcription regulatory region sequence-specific DNA binding. Gene Ontology annotation, biological process: neuron differentiation; forebrain neuron development; regulation of transcription by RNA polymerase II. Bases 177 to 1280 code for a protein of 367 amino acids. The transcript is spliced from 9 exons. NCBI's taxonomy places the organism in Eukaryota, Metazoa, Chordata, Mammalia, Rodentia, Cricetidae. The record is from RefSeq and is a predicted model, not a curated record.
CUGAGAGGGGUCACGGUCACUGAGGCGGCCACUUUGGACCGAGGCGCACUUAUAACAUCGCAGCCCUGCCUGUUAGCUUUCCUUGGCGCUUUUGGCGCGCGGGAGGGGGGCACUGCUGACAACCACAGCCUCUGACCCUCUGGAGCUGGUAUGUGAUAAGCAACGCCUGCGGGGCCAUGUAUUGGAAGAGCGAUCAGAUGUUUGUCUGUAAACUGGAGGGAAAGGACGUGCCGGAGCUGGCGGUUCCCCGCGAGAAGUGCCCGGGGCUCAUGUCGGAGGAGUGCGGGCGGCCUGCAGCCCUGGCGGCCGGGAGGACGCGCAAAGGCGCCGGGGAAGAAGGACUGGUGAACCCCGAAGGAGCUGGGGACGAGGACUCCUGCUCCUCCUCGGCCCCGCUUUCCCCGUCGUCCUCGCCCCAGUCCAUGGCCUCGGGCUCCGUCUGCCCUCCAGGCAAGUGUGUGUGCAGCAGUUGCGGCCUGGAGAUUGUGGACAAAUACCUCCUCAAGGUAAAUGACCUGUGUUGGCAUGUCCGCUGUCUCUCCUGCAGCGUCUGCAGAACCUCCCUGGGAAGGCACACGAGCUGUUAUAUUAAAGACAAAGACAUUUUCUGUAAACUCGAUUACUUCAGACGCUAUGGGACACGCUGCUCCCGCUGUGGGAGGCACAUCCACUCUACUGACUGGGUCCGCAGGGCCAAGGGCAACGUGUAUCACUUGGCCUGCUUUGCCUGCUUUUCUUGCAAGAGGCAACUGUCCACUGGAGAGGAGUUCGCCUUGGUGGAAGAGAAAGUUCUCUGCAGGAUGCAUUUCGACUGCAUGCUGGAUAAUUUAAAACGAGAAGUGGAGAACGGUAACGGGAUUAGUGUGGAAGGAGCCCUGCUCACAGAACAAGAUGUCAAUCAUCCAAAGCCAGCCAAAAGAGCCCGGACCAGCUUCACAGCCGAUCAACUCCAGGUCAUGCAAGCACAGUUUGCUCAGGACAACAACCCAGAUGCACAGACCCUCCAGAAGCUGGCAGAAAGGACGGGCUUGAGCAGGCGCGUCAUACAGGUAUGGUUCCAGAACUGCAGAGCCCGCCACAAGAAACACGUCAGUCCAAAUCACUCCUCCUCCGCCCCAGUCACAGCGGUGCCCCCUUCCAGGCUGUCUCCACCCAUGCUGGAAGAAAUGGCGUAUUCUGCCUACGUGCCCCAGGAUGGGACGAUGCUGACUGCGCUGCAUACUUACAUGGAUGCUCACCAGCAACUCCUGGACUCCAGCCCUUGUUACCCCAUACAAUGA